Metarhizium album ARSEF 1941 is the source of this 768-nucleotide messenger RNA. RefSeq lists its product as uncharacterized. The transcript has a single exon. Lineage: Eukaryota; Fungi; Ascomycota; Sordariomycetes; Hypocreales; Clavicipitaceae. The record is from RefSeq and is a predicted model, not a curated record. The coding region runs from base 1 to 768 and encodes 255 amino acids.
AUGGCGCCAAGUCCUACCAUGUACAGGGCAGCGGAGACACUCACCGCGACUACAAUGUGUACCGCAACCGCUGGCCCAGGGACUUCGGUCCGGGACGGUGGCAUAGGAGCAGCAGUAGGGGCUACCGUUGGUAUACUGUUCGGUGCGGUUGCCGCUUGGUUUCAUCUUGCACAGCAAAGACGACGACACGAAAACAAAAACGCAGAGACGACGCGCGACGAUGCCCCCGCGCGCGACGAUGCCGCAGAGAGCGACGCUGACUCGGAAAUCCUUUGGUACGAAGGCCAGGACGAGAUAGUCAAGUUUCCACCACGGGAGAGAUGGCGAAAACGGGCGUUCAAAUGUCUAAUGACGAAAUACGAAUUACUGGAUGAAGGCGAAGAUGACUUGGAACUGAAGCUCGGCAUGCAGUGCGCCGGCGUCGGCACGAUUGUUGACGACGAGUCCAACUACCACGUCGACCAUGUCUCGUCCGUCCCCGACUCCUGGCAUGAAUCUCUCAGGCGUCUUGGUCUGGGGGAGUCGCUCAACGACAGUCUCACGGACCUACUCAUGGAUCCGGUAACCCGUCGUCAAGCAAUCUUUCAUCUGAUAGUGCGUGUGGUUUUCACGAACCUUGACUACCACACCAUCGGCCCCUUUUCACUCCUUCCGGCUUACGUCAACGACUUUGUUCAGUCUCUCACCCCCGGGACCGAUGACCCGUGGAACCAUGGCAAGUGCUUCCUUGCAUCGGCAUCAAGGUUGAAUUCUGCUAAUGGCUCAUGA